GCGGGAAGCCGGGCCUGACGCGCGUUCCGCCCGAGGCAGGGACCGGCGAGCGGCUGCGCGCCUGCCAGGAGCUCUGGGAGCAGCCGGGCCCUCUCCUGGCUCUGUGCCCUGCCCCAGCCGCAGCCGAGUGGGCACCAGGACCAGCCGCUGUCUACCUCCAGCCAUGGCGCCCCUGCUCGCCCUGGUGAUGGUGGCCCUGCUGGGCCUCCCUCUGGCCCAGGCCCUGGACUGCCACGUGUGUGCCUACCACGGAGACAACUGCUUCAACCCCAUGCGCUGCCCGGCCAUGGUCACCUACUGCAUGACCACACGCACCUACUACACGCCCACCAAGAUGAAAGUGAGCAAGUCCUGCGUGCCCAGCUGCUUCGAGACCGUGUAUGACGGCUACUCCAAGCACGCGUCCACCACCUCCUGCUGCCAGUACGACCUCUGCAACCGUGCCGGCCUCGCGGGCCCCGGCGCCCUGGCCCUGCUCCCCGCGCUGCUGGCCAGCCUCUGGGCUCUGCUCUAGGGCCGGGCCGGGCCGGCGGGGCUCUGAGACCCAGGCCCACCCCCGCCCCUGAUGCCUCUCCACCGUCCGUCAGCCACACCCAGCACCCAGAACUUUUGCAGGAGGACCCCGCCCUGCCCCGUCCAGCCGCAGGCUACCCGACCAGCGGAGCCCCCCAGAGAGUUCUGGCUUUGGCCAGGCUUGGGGAGGGGGCUUGAGGAACGCUGAUGGGAGGGGUGGCCAAACCCCACCUCUGGGCAGCUUGGGAAGGAGGCCCCACCCUACUGCCCAUGUCCGGGGGCUGGAGCACGCUGAGGGUGGUCCUGGGAGAGGGCCCUGGGCCCCAGGCUGCCCAGGGCAGGCUGUUGUCACCUUUAGCUGUCCUGGGAGUAGAGCCAGGCCCAGUGUCCCAGCAGUCCUUGGUGGGGGAGGGGUGGCUGCCCUGAGGCCCCAGAAACCAUCAGAUCCGGCAGGGGUGGGUGGGGGAGUCCUUGUCUCCCCUACCUCCCCCCCAGCUCAGCCAAACCCCUUGAGCUUCCCCUGCCAGAGCCUGGGCUGCUGGGGUGGGGGUGGGGUGUUCUAUAUUUGGCAGCGCCUGAGUGCCGCCCAGGGCCAGGGCUAUUCUGGGCGCACAGGUGGGGGCAGGGCAGGUGGGCCUGGGCCUGGGCUCAGCCUGUGCACCUGGGGCAGACGGGGGCAGAGGUACCCUGGGAGACCCCGGGCAGGCUUGUGGCCAAGUCGGUAAAUCCCAGGAGGGUGGGUGUGUGGCAAGCAGGCCGGGAUCUGACCCCAGGGUCCUUCCAGCCUCUCCAGCCGCAGACCCCACCCCACCCCAGUCCCGCCCAGCCCCCCUCCCAGUGGCCAGUGGCCCCCUGAGGCCAGACGAGCUGAGAUGUCGGUGCCCCUUGCCUGACCAGCACCCCAGCUGCGGUGUCCACUACGAGCCCCCCAGGCUGGCCCAGCCCAGGCCACAGCACAGCCCUGGAGGCCGCCGGGUCCUGUUGGGGGCAGGGCAGGCCCCCUGGAGACCAUGGUGAGAACUUGGUCCCAUCUGGGAGACAAGGGGUUCCAGGGGAAAGACCUCUUGAGGGGCUCUUGGGGGGCCUGGCCAGAGGGGACACUGGACCUCCCAGAAUGAGGACAGCUUCGUGGCAGAGUAGGAGGGGGAGGGGCUGCACACGGGACCCCAGGGACCCCAGUGGCCGGGAGAGCAGCCCUAGGCCGUGUGAGCAGUCCCCUGUGAGCCCCUCCACGGGGGAGGCUGGAAGGAAGGCCUGGUUACUGGAUCUCCCGCAGGAACCUCAGGACAGAGGCCAGCGCGGGAGGGAGGCGCACGGGGCCUCCUGACAGCGGAGUGAAUCCAAAACAUGGCCCUGCCAGGCUGGGAGGGGCACCAGGGCCGCUCACCCACCUGCCUGCUCCGUGGGGUUUCGGGAAGAGCCUGGUCAACCCGUGGACCCAGGGAGGGCUCACGGCAGGGACCCCCCGGGAGCUGGGGGUUGCUGUGACGUGGGGGCAGCUUCUCACUCCUGACCGGUCCAAGCCCCGUGAGAUUGCACGGCCCCCGUCCAGGGACCCUGCUGCACCCCCACCGCAACCCCGCACCAGCAUCCUAGCGCAGUGCACGCAGGCGGCCACUAGAGGGAGCCUGUGGCCCUGCAUGAGCCACAGGAACUGGCACAGUGGUGCAGCGUGGACACCGCCGCAGGGAUGUGGGCCCCGGGGGCGUCGGCGCGCUCGGCUGCUCCGUCCCUCCCUGCAGGUGGAUCCUGGCACUGAUGCGGCCCAGCAAGGUGGGCGUCACUGCCAUACUUCGUGUUAGUAGUCACAAGAGCUUGGGCCGAGGGCAGCUCAAAGGCGGAGAGGAGAUGGAGAGGUGUGAGACGCUGGGAGGGUGAAGUCGGGUGUGGGGUGCGGCCGUGCAGCGGCAGAGAAGGCAGAGGCACUGGGCGCCACGGGGCAAGGAGCUGGGCAGAUCACGGCAAGUCUCUCCAGUGGAAACCAGAGCCCCCGAGGCUGGCGGGGGCACAGGGCUGCCUGCUGCCGGCUCUGCAGAAUCCACACUCCAGGCAGCCCCGUGCCUCGGCCACGGAGCAUCCUGCGUCCCGCACGAGUGACAGAGCAGCGGCACUGACCUGGAGAGUUGCCAGGCCGGCGCCCGCAGCGCAGAGCCGCGCCAGAGCAGGGGGUGCAGGUGGUCUGCGGGGUGCAGCAGCGCCUGCGCAGGUCCCGCCCCCUGGGGAGCUGGAGGAGGGGUGGGGCUGCACUGCCUGCGCCUUCCUGCCGCCCUGUGGCGUCUGAUUUGUUGCGAGGAAUGUGUGUUUUAUCGGUCAUUCUAAAACGUACAAAGAAAUAGAGAGGCCCCCUGUGUUUUACACGCACGCCUUUCUAAGCAUGUUCU
This is a messenger RNA of Lepus europaeus (European hare), 2894 nucleotides long. RefSeq names its product ly-6/neurotoxin-like protein 1. The coding region runs from base 164 to 514 and encodes 116 amino acids. The record is from RefSeq and is a predicted model, not a curated record. The transcript is spliced from 4 exons. NCBI's taxonomy places the organism in Eukaryota, Metazoa, Chordata, Mammalia, Lagomorpha, Leporidae.